AUGCCAUCAGAGCAUAGGGCGAGAUUCUAUAUGCUCACUGUAGUUUCGAUACAUAUAGAUCAGCUUGUCAGGUAUAUAGACGACCACUAUACUCGGUACGGACUUUUUGCAAUCUACGAGUAUAACUGGUUUGUCAAGCGGAUCAACAACGCCCACUUUGUCAUGUCCCCACCUAUAUGCACAACAGUACAGUCAUCUGCAAAUAGCGUUUCACUGCGAGAAUGUCUUCUUGGUGUCUCAUCCACUUGUCUAUCCUUGAACGGGCCUAAGAUCAUUGAUCCUACCGCUAUUGCUGCGAGUUACACAGCCCUUUCACCUGCCACCCUUCACGGGGUUGGCCCUCGACCGUGUGUUUCGCAAGUCAAUUUCUACAUGAAGCAAAAUUAUACGCGCUACGGUUUUAUUAUAACCGAUCGUGAACUUGUCGCUAUCCGGCGGCUCGAUAGAAAUGGCAAUUUGGAUCUAAAGAAAGUAUAA
Molecule: messenger RNA, 477 nt
Organism: Aspergillus nomiae NRRL 13137
Lineage: Eukaryota; Fungi; Ascomycota; Eurotiomycetes; Eurotiales; Aspergillaceae
Exons: 3
Coding region: 1-477 (158 amino acids)
Source: RefSeq, a predicted model, not a curated record